Molecule: messenger RNA, 480 nt
Organism: Funneliformis caledonium
Lineage: Eukaryota; Fungi; Glomeromycota; Glomeromycetes; Glomerales; Glomeraceae
Source: the annotation of a GenBank genome assembly
AUGAAUCCUGAAAUUUAUCCAAUUGAUCUAUCCGCUAUAGAUGAUCCAGAAAUUGAAAAGGUAGUGGACGAUAGAGUAGAUCAAUUCAUGCGUAUCUUAGAAACCCAAGGAAAUCAAAAAGGACAAAUCGCCGUAAUAUUUCACGAAAAAAGAACAAAAAAAGCUUGGUUUAGUAAAUCUGAAGAAGAAAUUUGUUGGGAACAAUGGCCCGUCACUAUAAACACCGUUAUAUGUCGAACCGAAAAUGGUAUUGAUCAAUUUUUAACACAAACAAAGAGAAUUCGUAAAGAUAUGGAUGAUCAAUUAGCUACGUGUUUAUUGGACAUUAUACGUUUCGUUAAUGAUAAAAAGGAUCACAUACCUCCCAUCACAACUUCUGAUAUCAAUCCAUUUCCCUUUCAAAUUGUUAUCCCUGAUACCGCAGAUACUUGGGGUACGGUGUUAAAAAGAAUAUUAACAGAUCCAUCACAGCAAAUUUAA